UUAAUAUUGAUCUGUAUCUCAAAUACUGAUUUCAUGAGUGAUGGCCAAUGCUACUGAAUAUUUCAAGACCUAAGCACUUUGACUUAGCACAAUGCAUUUUAGUGGCCCUGUUUAUCAGCAUACUUGUUUCCGGCUUCUGCCAUGUUCGAAAUUUCCCAUUACUAGAGUUUUGUUGCCUCUUACCGGUGAGCAGCAUGCUCUUCUCCAAAGGGAGGUGGAGAAGUGCCAACUAGAUGUCGGCAAACUGAUUAUACAGCAUUGUUGUCGGCAAACUGAUUAUACAGCCAGCAAACAGUGAUCCAGGUUUUUGCCACCAGAAAUGUGAUAAUCUAUCUAGACUGUCCAUCCAGCUAUGAAAGAGGUUUAUGGUGUGCACCAUGUGCAGUGAACAAUGCAUAGGUACCUACCUAUAGAAUGGAUUGUGGCACAGUGUGGAUUCUGUGUCUUUAGACACUUCUCACUGGCUAGUGCAGGCCACAGCCCACAGGGUUGUACUGUCACAGCAUGCUGUGCUCAGCAAGGUCUAAACCAGCCACUGCUUGUGCACAAUGGACCUCUCCAGUCUGCUGCUGGACGAAGAUGAGCCGGCCGAGGACAUCGGGCUGCACCAGGCGGCCUACGCCGGGGACGCGGCCGAGCUGCGGCGGCUGCUGCAGCUGCCGCACUACCGGUCGGCCAUCAACCGGCGGCUGCGGCUGCUGGGCGUCACGCCGCUCCGGCUGGCCGUCUCCGGCGACUCGCUCGAGUGCGUCUGCUGCCUGCUGGAGCACGGAGCUGAGGUGGAUCUGACGGACAUGAAGGGUCAGACGCCGCUCUUCGUGGCCGUCAAGGACCAGCACCUCGAGUGCGCCAGACUUCUGCUGCGGCGCGGCGCCUGUCCGGACGGCUCGGCUGACAACCUGUCCACGCCGCUGGGCCAGUGCUGCCAGUCGGGCUGGCUGCCGGGCGUGCAGCUGCUGCUGGCGGCCGGCGCGGACCCGGAGCGCGGCCUGCUGCGCGGCGGCCCGGUGCCGGCGCUGCCGCUGCACACGGCCGCCGUCUACCACCACCUGGACUGCUUCCUGGCCCUCCUGCUGGCCGGCAGCCAGGCCGACCCGGCACGGCGCCCGCGUGUGCCCGCCGACGCCGUCAGCAGGGUGUCGCUGCCGCACGCGCUGCUCAGACACAGGUGCUCUGUGGAGUUUAUCGAGCUUCUGUACGAGUUUGGCGGUAACCUGUGGCAGCUCAACGGCCGCGGCCUGCUCGCCUGGGAGGUCGAGCCAGACAGUCUGCUCGUCAAACCGCUCAAACAGCUAGCAGGUACGCCGCACUCUCUACAGAACCUGUGCCGACUCCGCGUACGCCGCUGGCUAGGCCGGCGCCGGCUGCCGCUGCUGGCCCGCCUGCCGCUGCCGCCGGCAGUCAUCAGCUACCUCAUCUACUCGGAUACCAUCCGACUCGUCAAGUUCGGCACCUUCCGCUUCAGCUAGGUGACAGUCCGCCGCCGUUUGGCAAGCGUUACGACUUCAGAAAGCUUCCUCCUGUGGUGUGACAAUAGACUGUGUGGGAAUGUGCAAUGCUGAUAGCUGCGCAGUGGAACUACUAGUCGUGACUUGCAACGCAGUCUGACGCACGGCUGAGGACUGCUGCCGAGAU
Amphibalanus amphitrite is the source of this 1635-nucleotide messenger RNA. RefSeq names its product ankyrin repeat and SOCS box protein 1-like. Gene Ontology annotation, biological process: protein ubiquitination; intracellular signal transduction. The record is from RefSeq and is a predicted model, not a curated record. Gene Ontology annotation, molecular function: protein binding. NCBI's taxonomy places the organism in Eukaryota, Metazoa, Arthropoda, Thecostraca, Balanomorpha, Balanidae. Gene Ontology annotation, cellular component: ubiquitin ligase complex. The coding region runs from base 549 to 1469 and encodes 306 amino acids. The transcript is spliced from 6 exons.